Penicillium mononematosum is the source of this 606-nucleotide messenger RNA. RefSeq names its product GNAT family N-acetyltransferase. The transcript has 2 exons. Gene Ontology annotation, molecular function: acyltransferase activity, transferring groups other than amino-acyl groups. The record is from RefSeq and is a predicted model, not a curated record. NCBI's taxonomy places the organism in Eukaryota, Fungi, Ascomycota, Eurotiomycetes, Eurotiales, Aspergillaceae. The coding region runs from base 1 to 606 and encodes 201 amino acids.
AUGUCUACCCCAGCCCCUCUCGUCUUAGAACUAGCAACUGUCGAAGACCUCCCCGCCAUUACGGAGCUAUGGUUCACCGUAUUCAACGACCCGGGCAUGCGGCACCUAAUCCCGGACACGCCCGGGGCACAUGAAUGGUUCACUGAAGCCAACCGAACCGACAUGCUCACAAAGCCCUAUCAAAAAUACAUCAAGAUCGUCGACCCGGACACGAAAGACGCGGAAGGGCGCGCACGGAUAGUCGCAUACGCGAAAUGGGACCUGGCCAUGCCCGACGAGCGCGGCGCUCGGUUCCCGCCUUGGCACGGGGACAUGCCUGGACAGGAUUGUGAUGCUUUCUUUGGGGGCCUGGAGAGAGCGCGCAGGCGUGUGAUGGGUGAUCGGAAGCACUACUACCUCGAUAUGCUCGGUACGCAUCCCGACUACCGCUGUCGCGGGGCGGCUUCUAUGCUCGUUCGUUGGGGGUGUGAAGUCGCGGACCGUGAGGGUGUUGGGGCAUAUGUCGAUGCUAGUAAGGAUGGUGCACCGCUGUAUGCGAAACAUGGGUUUGUGGAUCGCAGUGACCCUGCUGAACCGAGUGGUGUGGCUUCGAUGGCUCGAGGAUAG